AGUUUUCACAAAGGCUCACGGGUAAAUUCCAAUAUGGAAGAUAAACUUCAACGCUUUACCGUAGUUACAGCAGAAAGACAUUGCUUUCAUGCCACAUUUGUUAGGAAAGCGGUAUGAAGCAAAGAUUUAUCCCCAUGAAGAUAUAUUCCAACAUUUAGUAUGAGCUCUGAAGAAGAAGAGGCCUUGAUUGAGGCUGAAAUACAAAAACAGCUAGAUUUAAUUGAUGAAUUUGAGGCAAAUGAAACCAUAGAAGAUGGGGGUAUUGAAGAGGAUAUUACCAUUGCAGGAGAUGAGGUUGAGCAGAAGAGAAGACCUGAGCUUGAGGCACCUGAGUCACGGUUGGACUUCUUUACAAUAACAUCUGAAGUCGAAAAAGAACUGGAAGAAUGUGACGAGAUCCUGAAGGAAGCAGAUGAAAAGAAGAGAGAUGACUUUAGGGGCAUUUCAGUUGUGUUGGCAGAUCUUGCCAGUGAAGCAGGAGAAGAUCCUGAAGCUUUCAGANUGAUAAUGGGACAGGACAGAAGAGAUUUGAACAAGGGCCCACUUUAA
Lingula anatina is the source of this 549-nucleotide messenger RNA. Its product is annotated as leucine-rich repeat- and IQ domain-containing protein 1. The record is from RefSeq and is a predicted model, not a curated record. Lineage: Eukaryota; Metazoa; Brachiopoda; Lingulata; Lingulida; Lingulidae. Gene Ontology annotation, molecular function: protein binding.